Molecule: messenger RNA, 5008 nt
Organism: Chara braunii
Lineage: Eukaryota; Viridiplantae; Streptophyta; Charophyceae; Charales; Characeae
Source: the annotation of a GenBank genome assembly
ACUAGUUCAGAUUGUGUACAAGGUUGUAGCUUAUGAGCGACGAGGAGGACACCGAGGAAGACGACCAGCGGAUCUUGCGAUCAGCUAGAGGCCCGAGAGCUCACAUGUCCCUAGGACCGGAGGGUGAUAGGAGACUGUUCCGCCAGCUUAGGGAGAGACAGCAGCAGCAGAGGAGAGCUAGAGCAGCCGAGGCCAGCAGGGCUUUAGUUAGCGAGGCCGGUGCUACAGCAGCCGUGGCUACUUCCGCCAUGGUCACUUCUGCGCAGCAGACUUCCCAAGCGAGCAGUUCAGGUGCCGUCGGGUCAACGGUCGCGCAGACCGUGAGUCAGUCCACUUGCGUUAUGGCAAGCCAGGCAGCGGUGUUGACUCCAGAGGAUGUCGCCAUCCAGCAGGCAGUCCUGCAGGAGGCACAACUACAAUGGGCAUUAGGAGAGAUAAAAGCGGAGAAGGAGAAGAUGAUCAGAAGAAGAGCCAGGAUGCAGCGGAGAGGGGCAAACAUAGAGGAGUUAGAGACGGUGGACCUGACGAACAUGGAUGAUGAUGUGAGGGUAGUUAGGAGGGCCCUGCUAGGCGUAAUAGAGAUGAACCAGUUGGCAGAAGAGGCCAACAUAAAUAUGCACAUUUUCCCUUCGUUCAGGGAGGUGGCCCAUGGACGGGCACCCACUACGGAUGGGAGAAAGAAGACACUGCCUCCCAACUGGAAGGCGAAGGGUCGCUUGAUGUUCGUCGAUAAUGAUGGUUCUACCAUCGAAGUAGAUGAGCACUUCCAGGCGGGAGUAGGUUCAGAGGCAGGCAGCAUAGAUGCUUCAGAGGGUGGAGUAGUUGCUGCCGUAACCCAAAAAGUCAUCGAGCAGUAUGACUUCGACCCCCAGUAUCUCAAAGGGGAGUACAACAAGGUGGCUGAUGCCUUGUCGCGUAGACCUGACUUUUCAGGUGCGCUGAUUACUGAGUUCGACCUCACUGACGAUGUAACUCGCUCUCUGGUGGAUGCCUAUCGCGAGGAUCAGUUCAUGUUAGAGAUCAUACGCAGACUCGAGGCGAAGGACAAAAAAACCUCCGCCGAGUUUGAGUUGGUCAACGGUUUGCUGUUUCUUGAGAAGGUCGAGAAUAAAUGGUUGUGCGUCCCAAAUAGAGAGUCUUUGCGUAGUUUAUUUUUAGGUGAAUGCCAUGAUGCCACCGGCCAUUUUGGGUAUAAGAAGACCGCAGCCAACUUGCUGCAGCGGUUGUGGUGGCCCACGAUGAUGCGAGAUGCUCAACUGUAUGUGGAGACGUGUCAUGUGUGUCAACGAGACAAGCCACGUACUCAGGCUCCUCUUGGGCUUCUGAAGCCCCUUCGGAGUCCAGAACGGCCUGGUGAGAGUCUGUCCAUGGAUUUCAUGGAUACUUUGAUCACCAGCAAGAGUGGGAUGCGUCACAUCUUCGUCAUCGUGGAUAGAUGUAGUAAGUAUGCUAGGUUAGUAGCCAUGCCGGAAACAACAAAGACAGAGUACGUGAUUCGAAUGUUCAAAGAAAACUGGGUUAGAGACUUUGGUUUACCCAAGUCUAUUGUCAGUGACAUAUAUGUCAGGUUUACCAGCGAGUUGUGGAAGGCCGCUGCUGCAGAGCAGGGCACUCAGUUGCAAAUGACUCCUGGGAAUCACCCAGAGGCCAACGGCCAGGCCGAGCAACUGAACCGCGUUGUACAACACCUGUUGAGGCAUUACAUCAAGCCCAACCAGGUGGACUGGGAUGAGAAGCUUGCUCUCAUCGCCAGUCUAUAUAACAAUGCGGUACACAAUGCCACUGGGGUGAGCCCGAACAGUUUACUACUGACUUUGAAGCCUAGACUACCCCUUGACUUUCUCCUUCCUGAGAAUGAAUCAACUGCUGCACCGGGUACUUUAGAGUUUGCCUACAGAUAUGAUCAGAAAAUGCAGCAGGCAGUAGAACAGAUGCAGAAGGCACAGACAGCGAUGAUAGAGUCUGAAAACCGACACCGCCGGCCUUCUACCUUUCAGGUUGGGGAUAGGGUCUGGGUCAAGUCUUCAAAACUGGGACAGGAGUACGGGAUCUCCCGCAAACUCAUGCCUCAGUACUUUGGACCUUGGGAAGUCUUGGAUAUUGUCGGGACAGAUCCAGAUGGGCCAUCUUACGUUAUUCGGAUCCCUAGUCAUCUCCGUACUUACACUGUUUUUCACGCCUCCAAGCUCGCUUCUUUCAAAGAGACUGACCAGUUUCCAUCUCGUCGCUCAAUGCUGCCCCCAACCAUGGACGGAGAGGUGGACAUUGAUGAUAUUGUGGAUCACAGAGAGCUGCCGGUAUCAAGACCAGCAGGCAGGGGACGUCCUCCAAAACCGAAGUUGCAGUACCGCGUUCGGUUCCGGCAUCAUACUGAUCCGAAGGAGGACAGCUGGUCCGCCACUGCAAAGGAGGAGUGGGAAGCACAGUGGCAGCAAGGUGGGGACCUGGAGAAGAGGAUAUGCGAAUGGGUUGCCAAUCUGUCUGUGGGAGAGGAGGAAGAAGUUAGCAUGUACAUCCCACAGGAUCAGCAAGAGGCUGCCAUGAGGGUUCGGGAUGCAGAGAAAGAUCCCCUCAGACGACAGGCGUUGGAAGACGAGAAGAGGAUGGAGUGGAAAUUAGCAGUGAUGAGGGAGAAGAAGAGAAGAGUUGACAAGGCAGCGGAGGCGGCAGAAGAGUUAGAGGAGGUGAAAAAGAUAGAAGAGCAAUUAGCCGCCCAAACCGAACUCCCGGGCCAGAUGCGAGUCAUAGCCCGAAGCGUCGCACGCCUGGCACGGAUUCAGGCGGACCAAUAUGACUUCAGUUGGAGUCAAGAUAUAGUUGUGCGUUCAAUACGAUUGGGCCUUCGGGACUUUGCUCGUGAGUUGGUAGGCGCUGUUGGAGCCGAGGUGGGUCAUCGCCUCAACAAGACUGAGCGGUUUUGCGCUGGCGCCAUUGAAGGCGUUAAGGCGGCAGCUCCCAAGGAGGAGGAAGCACGUCCUCCUCGCCGGGAGCCGGUCAAGGAGACUCCCACACCACAUGUGCCUAUGGCAGAGGUUGCAGGCCGGUGUCUAGAUAACUGCCCAGAGACUGCUUGUGUUAGAGUCUCGCUGGACACCUCCCUCACAGACGUGGCUGAACAAUUGAAAAAGAGGAUGCCCGCCUGGGCCAAGAUGAAGAAGGAGAAUAAAGGGCAACUUAUCUUAUUAGAUGCAAAGAUUUUUAGAGGUAGAGUAGGGGCCCUAGUAGACUCAGGGGCCACCCGCAGCUAUAUUAGUAAGAAAGCGCUGCAGAAGUUGAAGUUGGGACUUAAAGUCCAGAAAUUGGCAGACCCCAUAGUUAGUAUCCUCGCAGACAAUCGUACUAUGGUUGUAGAGGAGUAUGUAGAGGGAGUCCAGGCGUAUUUUCGCCUAGAGAAGGAUGGGAAAGUGGAGAAGGUCCUCCACUCCCUGACUCUCCUCGUAGAAGACAGCCUCCCAUUCGAUAUUGUCCUGGGAAUGGAUUGGGGAGAGGCAGCCGAGGCCAUGCUCCAUUUGAAGGAGCACGAGUGUAGGCUCCCUAGUUCUUCAGGCGAGGCCAAGACUGCCCGCCUGUUCCAUGUGUCAGGCAUAGAGAAUCCCUUGGCACAUUGCUGUCUUAGUGCUCCUGCGUUCGCCAGGUUGGUGAAAAAGGAGAAAUUGGAGGAACAAGUUUUUGUUGCCUAUGUUAGGCUAGUGACUGCGCCUACGGAAGAAAAGCCGAUGGACCGUGCGAUUGCCAAGCUGCUGGAGGAGUUUAAGGAUUUAACUGAGCCGCCGAUAGGAGUAGUACCGCGGCCCAUCCAGCACCGUAUCGAAAUAGAGCCUGGCAGUAGAACUCCUAAGGGCGUUGUGUAUAGGAUGUCCCCACGGGAGUUAGAGGAGCUUCGCAAGCAGUUAGACGAACUCCUCGAGAAGGGUUGGAUUAGGCCCAGUUCGUCUCCUUUCGGAACGCCUGUCCUCUUUGUUCCUAAAAAAGAGGGAGAGCUGAGAAUGUGCAUAGACUAUAGGGGUCUGAAUGCUAUUACAGUGAAGAAUGCUGAGCCACUGCCUAGGAUAGAUGAUCUCUUAGAUCGAGUGCAGGGGGCCAAGUAUUUCUCUAAGAUAGACUUGAAGUCAGGAUAUCAUCAGAUAGAGGUUCACCCUGAUGAUCAGUACAAGACCGCGUUCCGGACUAGGUAUGGGCACUAUGAUUUUAUAGUGAUGCCCUUUGGACUGACCAAUGCGCCAGCAACGUUCCAGCACUGUAUGAACGAUUUGUUUAGGCCAUGGUUAGACAGAUUUGUUGUAGUUUAUCUAGAUGACAUUCUAGUGUUUAGUAGGACCCUCGAAGAGCAGCAGGGUCAUCUCAGGCAGGUCUUGGAGAAGCUGAGGGAAGCUAACUUCAAGAUCAAUGCAAAGAAGUGCGAUUGGGCAAAGACCCAAGUUUUGUAUUUAGGCCACGUCUUAGACGGAGACRGCGWCAAGCCAGAGGAUAGCAAGAUYGCAGCGAUUAGAGAUUGGCCGACACCGCGUACAUUGACAGAGUUGCGGUCGUUUUUAGGCCUAGCCAACUACUAUAGGAAGUUCAUAAGGAACUUCUCCACUAUCGCUGCGCCCCUUCGCAGGUUGCUCAGGAAAGAGACCAUCUGGAAGUGGGACAAGGACUGCACGUCUGCUAUGAAGAAAUUAAAACAGGCGUUGAUAGAGUAUCCGGUCCUUAAGGUCGCCGAUCCGUCCUUGCCUUUUGUCGUUACUACGGAUGCUAGCCAGGACGACAUAGGCGCGGUGUUACAGCAAGACGAUGGCAAUGGCUAUAGACCCGUAGAGUUCAUGUCCGCCAGGAUGCCUUUAGAGAAGGUUGCGACAUCUACCUACGAGAGGGAACUCUACGCUCUCAGGCAAGCGUUAUACCACUGGAAGCACUACUUGCUUGGGAGGCACUUCAAAGUCUACUAAGAUCACGAGACAUUGAGAUGGUUAAAGACGCAGGCCAAGAUGACACCUAAGCUUACUAGGUGGGCCGCCGAGAUAGA